AGGAAAAUGUGGAGAUGAAGAAAAGUAAAAGAAUCAGGGAAACAAAAGAUCAGAGAAAAGGAUAAAUUUAAAAUACUGUAACUGUUCUUGUAGGCACUGAGAAUUGUCUGGUUGUUUUCCCUCUAAAGGAAACAAAUCUACACAAUGAAUUAUGUGUACCCCACCUCCAGAACACUUUUCAAUCCACAAAAGAGCAAAUAGCAUGUAGGGGAAUAAGUUAUAGAGAAAACAGAAUUCUUUGUAUAUAAAGGAAGAUGAGAGAAAGAGGGUAGGGGAGAAACAGUUUAUUAAAGCAGAAUUGCAAUAAUUACCUUAAACCUUUCAAGACACUACCAAAGCCACCAGGGACUUCUUAGGUAGAUUUUGAUUUCCUGAUUAUAUGGAGCUGUAUAUCUACAAACAUCUGUUGCAUGCUUGGAUAAUUGCUAAAUAGCCCAGGCACACCCAUGUAGUUUCAUGGCAAAACCAUCCAUGCUUUCAAGUCACUUAACAGUCACCCUCCUAGGCACAAAAUACUCACUUCAGGAAUAUUUAAAGAGAAUCUUCAGACUAUAAUUUCCAAGCUUCUGGAUAUUUUCUUGCCCAGCAGACCUUGCUUGCUAAAGCUUUGUGGGUUAGGAGUGGUUCUGAGGAAACAAAGAAAGUGAUCAGACCCCUGUUUUUGUUUCUCUGUCUUGUCUUGAACAUGGUACCCUCCUGACAUGUUGGAUAAAAAGUACGAUGGCUGGUUCAAUGCAUAUGAAAGGUUGGUGUUGGGAAAGUAUGAGACCAAGCUGCUCUGAAGAUCUAAUACAAUUAGGAAAAGUCACUGACCUGAGAAAAGAAUGAUGAAGAGAUUAAGCAGCAGCUAAUUUUAGAAGAGCAAAAUUCACAAAAAAAGGAAGGGUUGCUUCUUGUCCUUGUCAGCUACCCCAUGCUGGUUUAUUUUAUUUUUAAUAUCAAAGGCUGUUGGGUUCUUGCACCAUGAAGGUGAGCUUGCUGAAUCCAUAUAGUAUGUGAUUCACAGCAGCCUUAUCCAUCUGAUCCUUAAUUCAGUUAAUUUAGUUUUCUUGGUUUGCAUGACACGCACUCAACCAUAAAUUAAUGACAUGCACUCAACCAUAAAUUAAUGACAAGGUUCAGCUAAUGUACUAACUGGACUAAAAUGUGGUUAGGUAGUUUGUGGUUCAGUGUAUUGUAUAAAUCAAGUUAUUAUUGGGAAAAAUCUAGUUAUACUGUUCUCCAUGCCCUAACCCACACAUAAAAUAUUAUUUGAACAGAAAUGAAGAUCAGUAAUAGAGCACCUCAAAUUUUAGCUUUGAAACCCAUUCCAGAAGUGCCAGAGUUUAGGUAUUAUAUCAUUUAAAUUUACUGAGAAGAAAUUGUAUUGCCCACAAGGUUGGCAUGCAGUGCUUGAAAAUCUCAAACAAACCUUGAUGCCCUGUUCCUAGAAAAUAGUUCAGUAGUGUCAUAGAAUUAUAAGUGAAUCUUACAAUUUGAGAACAGAGGACAGAAAGGAGAGUUCUUGUCUUUUUCCCCAGUGCCUACAGUAUUCCACCUUUGUGGCAUGCUAUGUGAACCGAUUUAGAUUAGUAGAGGCCAAAAACUGAGUUGAGUGCAUUGCCACCCUUUCCUGCCCAAGUCUAGACAUGGGUGUGUUGGCUUCAUUUGAAAACAAGAAAUAUCUUAGCAGUUAUUCUCUUACUUGAGUAAGAAAUUGAAGGAAAAGUCAAUUUUAUAAAUUUUCCCAAAAUGUCCAAAUGAUUAGGACUUGGGAUCUUUCCUGAAGAUGCUUGUUUUUCCUUCAACUGAACUUUUUCAGUAGGGUGGAAAUAUGAGUCAGCUUUCCCCAGGGAACCUGUGUGUAGAUCUCUCUCAUCAUGCACACUGAAUUAGGCUUUUCUUUCCAAUCCUUCUAUGUGAGUGUGUAUGAUGGAACAUUCUUUCCUUUUUUUCUUUUUAAAUUUUUCCUGGGGAUUUUGAACAAGCAUAAGCUUUUCCAAGCCAAGUCCCUUUCUCUUGCUUCACAUACAAAUUAGGAGAUCUAGGGAAAAAUAUAUUUGUGUUGCAAAGACUCUCACUUUAAUGAAAUGUGAAUGCCUCUUCCCAAUAAAAUAUCUGUAAAUAUUACCAAAUGAUAGCAACAACUUUGCAACCUAGUUAGCAAGCUAUCAUGUAUUCAAGGUAUUUUUUUAUAUGGUAUAAAGAUUAUUGUGUCCCUAGAAGACAGUCAACACACUAGAACUGUUCAAAGUCUUUGGAAUCCCUGUUAAUGGUUUAUUCAUUUUUCCUCCCUUUAGGAGUAAGGGACAAGCUCAUUAUGAAGAGUGAUCUGGUUUUCUUUGUCUCUGUAAUUAGCCUUGCCUUCCUGUCUCUGCCAAGAUCUGGAUAUGCUCAGCAUAUUGCAGAAGAAUCCUGCUCUGUUCAGAUUCUGGUUCCAGGCCUCAAAGGAGAAAAUGGAGAAAAGGGGGAAAAAGGUGCUCCAGGCCGCCCUGGACGAGUUGGACCUCCAGGGGAAAAAGGAGAAAUGGGAGACAAAGGGCAGAAAGGUAGCAUGGGACGACAUGGAAAAAUUGGUCCCAUAGGCUCCAAAGGACAAAAAGGAGAUAAUGGAGAUAUAGGCCCACCUGGUCCUAAUGGAGAUCCAGGUAUUCCUUGUGAAUGUGGGCAGCUACGAACAGCCAUUGGUAAAAUGGAUAAUCAAGUGACCUUGCUGACAACAGAGCUGAAGUUCAUUAAAAAAGCACUGCCCUCCCCCGCAGCUGUUGCUGGUGUGCGUGAGACAGAUAAUAAGACGUACCUGCUGGUGAAAGAGCAGAAGCGGUAUGUGGAUGCCCAGCUCUACUGCCAAGGAAGAGGAGGGACCCUGAGCAUGCCCAAGGAUGAAGCCACCAACAACCUCAUUGCUUCUUACAUCAGUCAAGCUGGCCUCAGCCGAGUUUUCAUUGGCAUUAAUGAUCUUGAGAAGGAAGGCAGCUUUGUGUACUCGGACCGAUCCCCUAUGCAGACCUUCAACAAGUGGAGCACCGGAGAACCAAAUAAUGCUUAUGAUGAGGAAGACUGUGUAGAAAUGAUAACCUCUGGGGGCUGGAAUGAUGUGGCUUGUCACAUUACAAUGAAUUUUGUAUGUGAAUUUGACAAAGAAAAUGUUUAAUAAAGCUUCCCCCUGCCAUGCUCUAUAUCUGAAUUUUUUGUGGGGGUGGGGGUGAAUAACUUGGGCAGUCCAACUAUCAUUGUAAUCAGGACUCCAUUUCUGGAUUGGUUUUAUUGGAAGUUGAUCUCUUGUUUAUGAGAUCUAAAUGUUCCAGCAAUCUUCUUCAUAUCAGUGUAUAAAACUGUCCCAGGAUGUCCUCAUCUUUACUUUUAUUCCCAAUUUUUUCAGGCAACCCCACCAUCAACACACAAACACAUGCACAAUGAAAAAGCUUUGUAACAUUUCUCUUUCUUUCGUGCAGGUUUUGAGUAUGGUCCUUUCCCUCCAUACUUGUGAGUAUAUGGGGGACAGGUAAGAGAAAAAGAAUGUAGGAAAUAAACCUUAAAUAUUAGAUAUGCCUAUCUAUAGUUACCCACUAUGGGGAGGGAAGGUAAUAUUUUUUAUGUGUGUUUACUUCACUCACAUUUGGCAUGAGAGUUUGUUUUUGUUAUUAAUAAAAGACCAUUUUUGGUGUUUUGAUCUCAGAAAAACUCAUUUUUUCAUGAUGAAUGAGAAGUAUCUCUUCUUCUGUAAUUUAUCUGCAAGUGAUAUGAGCCCACAAUGUGUUCAGUACUUCUGCCUCAAAAAAUUUUGUGUGUCUGUGUGUGCGCAUGCUCCUAGGGGGAACUGCAUUGUUUGGGUGUCCAUGCAAUUGGUCAAAGUGUGAAACAUCUCUUAGAUAGGUGAAGAUAUAUGGCUGAUGGAGACGAUGUAGGCCCAUUCCUGUACAAUACACAAAGGGGUGUAACAAUACAGUAAACUAUUUUCCACAGUAAAGCAACUCAGCAAAUCCACUAGUUUUUGAAACGAAGACUCAUUUAUUUUAAUAAGGCUUUGCAAAAGAGCUUCCCAGCUGAUUGUGGCUGCCAUGAAUAGGCCAUGACCUUGAUAGAAGCUGGCACAUGAAAUACUUUUAAUAGUGGCACUGAGAAGUUGUUGAACGUUGGCAGGUAAAAUAUAAACACUAGGAAAAGCAACAAAAGAUGUUGGCUUGUAAACUGACCCUAACCCUAAUUUCUCCAAAAGGUGAUGGAUUAUAAUAUGCUUAGAAGUAUAUGAUAUUAGUAUUGUACAGCUGUAAAUAUAAUCUAGGUAUUUCAAAUAUCAAUGUUUACCCUUUAGAAGGGAAGAGCAGAGUUGACACAAUUUGCAUUCCUAUGAUAAAUAUGGCCCAUAUCCAGGCAGUGCUUAGGCAUAUCCAACCUGUUUGAAAUCACUUGGCCUUAAACUUAAUUCUGUCCAGAAACCUAUAGACCGCUGGGCAAAAAACCUCAAUUUUUGUCACAUUUUGAGAUGAAUAAAAGAUGUUCAACUAUUUUAGGGUGUUUCAAAUAAUAUGUCUAUGAUUUCCUUUUUUAAACAAAAUGUCUUGUUCUUUAAACAAGAAGUCGUAUGUUGCUUCAUAAAUAUGAAAUGUCUUCAGGAGAGAAGCAGUUUCUGAAAAGUAGCACACCAGUUCCUCAUAUCCUCUAUUACGUUUAAUGUUUAACAUUAAAAAUAUUUGCAGCUGCAGUUUUCCUGGACUAAAUUAAUUUAACUUAACAGUCUAGGUAGCAUUUAAUACUUUAUAACUUGACAAUAGAAAAUUAAAAGAAGCAAGAUUAUAGAACAUAUAAAACUUUAUUUCUUAGGCUUAGGGUAGCUGCCAUGCUUGUGUCUAUGUAUGGUGGGGGCUAGAGAAAAAAUGCAAGCAGAUCCGUUGUCCAUCCAAUUUUAUGAUGACCAAGCCUGGCUGCAAAAGUCUGGAUGACCAGCAGAUGGCAGCAAGAGCUUAAUGUUUUCUAAAUCUCUAGGUUAUCAUCUAGUAUAGUAGUUGUAAUCUUUGCAUCCUAGAUCUGAUAACAUAGCAAUUUUUAAAAUGGCUUUGCUUUAUGCUUGCCAUUGUAGGCAAAGAGAAGCUGAGAAUCACCCAUCCUGGUAUUAAGUGGCAGCAACUUGACUUAAUUAACUUAAUGUUAACCUUUUACUCCACCGGAGACUAAGAUUGGUUAUUAGCUCUUUGUGAAGUUCUGUAUCUGUAAUUAGGAUGACUGAGUUCUUAAUCCCAUGACAGAAGUACAUUCGAUUGAAUGUAAUGUGCUUCUACCUGGAUUACAACCGAGGAGGUGCACAUGAAAUGACUGAAAUUAAAAUUAAAUUUAGCAUUUUCUUUCUUAUUUCAUCAGUACAAAUAAAUCCAUGUGAAGUCCGAGAUAAAUCCCAGCUGUAAGAACUGAGUAUUAAUUUAAUUGGCUUCUCAAGGUUGCUAGUGCUGGAAGUAAACUGGGAUACAUUUAUUAAUAUAAGUGAGCUACAAAAUUGACUCCAGCAUGCAGACAAAACUUCAAACUGAUUAACUGACUCUGCUUGACUUUUGGAGCAACCCUUACCUUUGUCUCUCCCACAAUGAGCAUCAGUGGCUUAUAGCUUCACAGCCGCUCAAGGGAACGAGCCAGUUAACUAAUGUUUUUUCAAACUUGUCAUUGGAUAACCAACUGCAUAUGCUUAUUUAAUAAAUAUAAUAGAAUUCAUAAAGAUGGGCAACCUGAAUAUUUGCUGUGAUUGAUUAUAGCUAUGUUUUAGGCUCACUUUACUAUGCAAUAUUAAACUUAUCUACAUUGAUUGUAAUGGGCUUUCUAAAUAAGCCACCGCAGAACCAGCCCUAGCGAGCUGCAGGGUACAUUAGAUGAACAAAACAUUUUCAGUUAACAUGACUUGUUCUUGCUUUCCUCCACCACUAUACCAGUGAGCCCCCACAAACUGUUUCAGAGUGUUGUUUGUGGUUUAGGAAUAAAGAUGUUAGAUAAGGACCUGGGGACCCACAGAAGCAGACUUGGUGAGUGGGUGGAUCUUUAGCUCCCAACUCAACUUACCUCCCAAGAUGGUUGUGAGAAAUGAAGUUCUAUGUAGUAGUGCUAUUCAGUGCUUCAGAUUCAGUCCCCAAAAGGUGCUUGUGGGGAUGUGAACAUAAUUAAAGGAGUUACAUUUUUUCCCUGGGAUCAUGUGACAGCUCCAGAAGGCGACCACAAGGUCCCAAGAAAAAAUGAAGCUGCUUUAAAGAAUUGCAGACAAGAUGCUUCACUGGCACUUCCACGUGCUCCAAGCUACUUUUUCGGAACUGAAUUGGAAGUACUUCAUGGCCUACCUAUGAACGCAUCUUGAGCUCAUACAGGAAAGAUAUAAACAACCAAAAUAAAUUUUAAAAAACCAAUGGAAUACUGAUCUCAAAUAAUUCAAAAUUUAAACGGCUAAGAUAUAAUAUUUGCAUAUUUAGCAUAAUAUACACAAACUGCCAAGAGGUUCCACUAGAUGAUAAUUAAGAACCUUUCCAAUCCUUCCAAUCUAUGAUUCUAAGAUAGAACAUGUGUUUCUGAAAAACUUCUUGUUAGCAACAAGCACAUGAAUGCAAAAUAAUAAUUAAUGACUCAAUAAUUUUGUUUCUUGUAUGUUUGUUUUCAAAAUAAUUAUUGUUAACAUCAUAUGCAUAAGAAAAUAAAAAGUUUCAUCUUA
Messenger RNA from Candoia aspera, 6661 nucleotides. It is a transcript of the gene COLEC11, whose product is annotated as collectin subfamily member 11. Bases 2252 to 3133 code for a protein of 293 amino acids. NCBI's taxonomy places the organism in Eukaryota, Metazoa, Chordata, Lepidosauria, Squamata, Candoiidae. The record is from RefSeq and is a predicted model, not a curated record. The transcript is spliced from 6 exons.